AUGAUGCACAUCGCAGAUAGUUGUCCAGAUCCUCUACAAGAGCCUCUCGUCACUUCUGGGUCUCCUCCGCCGCAUGACUCUCCGCAUACUACUGCCCUAGCGUUAGACCAGGCUCUCAAACAGCUUAGGGAUCACAAGGAGGAGGGUGGAAACUUGAAACACAACCAGUGGCUGCACACAAAGGAUCGACAGCGUCUGCGUAUGUUGCAGCAGGACUGUGUGUCCCUCCAGACCCUGCUUGCAACGCUGUCCAACAAGUUGGGCCAAAAAUUGUGGGCUCGACGGACUGCAAAUCAAACAAGUUGCACGGCUCCUCACGAGUCUCCGAACCUGCAAUGCGACUCUCGUGCAGACAAAUCACACAACACAGCCAGUCACGCCAUGCAGGUAUCUGCCGAUAUUAUGAAACAAAUGAGGGGCCUGAACACGGCCAAACAGCCGUCUGGCUGUAAGAGCCUACCACGCAAGAGACAUAAGAGCUACCUCCAUGAUUCUGGCGACUCUGAUCUCAGCGACGACCCCAUGGAGCUGUGGAUCGACUCUGAUUCGGAUGCCUGCUUCUCGCACUCCCACCCGCAUAAUCCGAAGCUGGCUUCAGUAGAAGCAGCUGUCUCAGAUACCCUCUCCCCUAUUAGAGCAGAUGUACCGUCACGAAGACAUGGCAGCCCAAGGUUGGGCCACUCAAGUGACGUCUACAGCGCGCCCCAGAAGUCGCUGUGGAAUGAGCUAGAGCAACCCGAGUGGAAUGAGAAUGUGGAAAAACCAGUGGGCCUCCCUGACAGUUCACCCGUGCCGAGUUAG
Yarrowia lipolytica CLIB122 is the source of this 801-nucleotide messenger RNA. The record is from RefSeq and is a predicted model, not a curated record. NCBI's taxonomy places the organism in Eukaryota, Fungi, Ascomycota, Dipodascomycetes, Dipodascales.